Messenger RNA from Penicillium digitatum Pd1, 2379 nucleotides. Its product is annotated as ubiquitin-associated-like domain-containing protein. The record is from RefSeq and is a predicted model, not a curated record. Gene Ontology annotation, cellular component: cytosol; nucleus. Gene Ontology annotation, biological process: protein deubiquitination. Gene Ontology annotation, molecular function: protein binding. Lineage: Eukaryota; Fungi; Ascomycota; Eurotiomycetes; Eurotiales; Aspergillaceae.
AUGGCCUCCGAACCGACCGAGGAAGCUAUCACCAACUUUGUCAGCUUCACAAGCACAACACGCGAGCAAGCCAUAACCUUUUUGAAGGGAAACAACCUCGAUUCACAGAAAGCGAUCAACGCGUACUUCGAAGAUCCGACAGGCUCUCAGCUGAAGCCGAUUACUAGUUACUGGAAUGACAAUACCGACGCUUCAUGGGAUUUUGCCCAACAAGACAAUGCGCCACCGAUGCCAACGACAGUACCACCCUCUCGCCCUCCUUCCCGAGCAGACAUACGCGACCAAGAACCAAAUUUGGGAUAUCAAGAUUCUAUCGCGAUCGCUCCGAAAGAUGGUUCCGGACAAGGUCUCAGUCUGGCAGAACGCGAGGAAAAGGAAUUGCAGCAGGCAGUUGCUAUGUCUUUGAAUUCGGAGAUAGGACAGCAGGAAAUCGGGGUGACGCUGCAUAAACAGCCGCAAUUCAAUAAAGCAACCCGGGAUCAUUACGAAGAAGGUGCCUGGGCGAUGACCCUAUUCAACACGUCCUCCGAAGAAGUCAUGAUUAGCCCAGACCCGGAAGAUCGCAAAAGAGUAGAGGGCGAGCCUGCUUUCAUCCGCCCGAACCCUAACGGCAUUUAUCUAGGAGGGCUUUUGACAAUUCUCCACAGCAUUCCCCUUGCCCGAGAAGCAUUGCUCUUGCGGAAUAAACCGCUAUUUGACUACGGCUAUGAGUCGCAGUGGUGGAACGGGCAAACGAUCAAUCUUCCAAAGAUUGUCACGGUGAAUGAUGGCAAGACUGGGGAUCGCGACUGGGAUGACAUAAUUCAUGAGACCCAGCGGCUGAUGGCCUUUAUGGAUACCACGAAACGUGCUUUUGGCAGCAGCGACAGCUUAGCAAAGAUCAAUAGCAUGUCGUCCUUAUCGGUGGAUUCAGAGGAGAUCGUCACCAGGUUUUUGGAGGCUUGGCAUGGUGCAGCCACUCAAGCAGAUCCUGAAAAUCCACUUGCAACCAUAUUCACGUCGCAUGCAUACAAGAAAGAACCUUGGUACGAGUUUUCUCAGCACGAUACCAGGGAGCUCUUCACUUUUGAUCCUCCGGUUGAGCAGGACAAUGACCAAACGCUCUAUGACGUUUUGGAUUCGGCUUUAUGGUCUGACAGACCGGGGAACGAGCUUGACGACGCCUGGCUUGAACACUUAGCAGAGGUGCUAGUCAUUAGACUCGAUGCUCUUCAAAAACCAAACCCCGUGGGUGUGGGCAUUCAUUCUGUGUUCUAUCCAGAUCGGUAUCUUGGCAGCUGCCGAGAUUUGGCUCGUGAAUUUCGUGCAAAACGACAGCAGAUACAGGGAGAUGUGUUGAAACUUGAACAACUCAUUCAUCGCUACACCUUCCCACGGGAACCCAUGGGCAGCUCGACGAUCACGGAACUCCUUGAGCAAGCUGCUCAGGCGGUGCCAGUAGUUGCGCGGGAGCAAGUGAGUGAGUCUGAUCCAUCCAGCUUCGGGGCAGUAGGUUCGGAGACAAUGCGAGUCGCAGAAGAAUUGAGAGCAAUUGCCACAAACAUAGAAGCCAAGCUCAAAGAACUUGAACUUAGAAAGCAGAGUGCCAUGGAGUCUCUCCGUGAGAUAUCAAAGACACUUACCGAAUCUCCCAAAUCACCUUCCGAGCCCCCUGGUCACAAGUAUACGCUACGAGGCGUAUGCACUGAACCGCAUGUGACUUACGUUUUAUCAAAUUCCAGAACGAUUUCCCCUGCCCACUUGAUGGAUAUGGACUCGGACACUGAAAACAGUAAUGACUACCAGUGGUGGCGUAUCAGCUUCUCGGUGGAAGAUGGAAAGACCCGACAAGCCGAGAAAAGAAAAGCCCAAGGCAACACUACACCGACACAGGAUGGCGAAGUUGUUGGCUACACCACUCGGAAAGUUCAGGAGAUUGAAGUCCUCCAAGCCGCCCGUGAAGAGUGGAGUUCAGUCUUGCUCGUUUAUGCGAGCGAGAAUGCAGUGAAUGCACAAAUUGAACCUGCGCCGUCUCAGCUUCAGGGCUUCGUGAACACAGACAAUGAUGCUUUUGCCAGCGAAUUCGAAAAUACCCCUACCAUAAUAUUUAGUGACCAGGAAGAUUCCUGGGCGGAAUCGAACAACGCAGAAACCCAGCACAAAGAACAGCAGCCUGAAAUGUCAGAGAAGGCCGCACAGGUGAAUGUUUUUGACUACGAGGUCUCCAGGUUCGACGACGACCCAAACCCCAGCCAAGAGAUGCAGGAGAAGGGUGGAGCGAGUCUCUUGGGCCAUCGUGCCGCAACUAGCUCUAUGGCGCCCACUGCCUCGCAAGCAGUUCCAGGGGGGAACAAUGGAGAUGAUGCGGACAUAGCACAUCAUCUUGAGCAUGUGGACUAG